Molecule: messenger RNA, 578 nt
Organism: Calliphora vicina (urban bluebottle blowfly)
Lineage: Eukaryota; Metazoa; Arthropoda; Insecta; Diptera; Calliphoridae
Product: lysozyme-like
Exons: 3
Coding region: 68-553 (161 amino acids)
Molecular function (GO): lysozyme activity
Source: RefSeq, a predicted model, not a curated record
UUAAAUAAUAACAAGUGAAUUAUUAUGAUUAUUAUUUUAAAUUUAUAAAAAAUUUUAAUUAAAUAAAAUGGCAAAUAAAAUAUUCCAUAACUGUUUAUUGGCCAGUGUGUUUGCCGUGGCUAUGAUUACCUUAACCCAGGCUGCUAUAUUAGAAAAACCCGUCACCGAUCUCUGUAUGGGUUGCAUUUGUGAGGCCCGUAGUGGCUGCAAUCAAACACCCAUUUGCUGCAGAGGUGUCUGUGGCAUGUUCUUCAUUACCAGGCCCUACUGGGCCGAUGGCGGUAAUCUCACCAUUAACAAUGAAGAUCCUACCUCUGAAAAUGCCUUUCCCAACUGUGUCAAUGAUCCCUAUUGUGCUGCCAAUACCAUUCAAAAUUAUAUGCGGAAAUUCUCUCAAGAUUGCAAUGGUGAUAAUGCUGUGGAUUGCUACGAUUAUGCUGCCAUCCAUAUGUUGGGUGGCCAUGAUUGCCAGGGUGAAUUAUCCUACCAAUAUCACAGUAAAUUGUCCACAUGUUUAAAUAGUUUUGGCGAUAUUGAUGUUCGUUCGAAUUAAACGCAUUUUGAGUGAAUUACAAAAA